GCAAAGUAUUUAGUAGUGAAGGUGUUUACAGUAGGUAUGGAAUCUAUACAAUAUGUUGAAUUUAUUAUUGGCAUUAUUAAAAAACAUGUUGACUAUAGCACCUUACUAAAGGAAUUGGUUAAUGUUAUUAAACAAAAAUUAGAGAAGGAAGCUCAGUAUACCAGGAUUAAGGAUUACUAUAGGUCUAAUCUAUCUAUUGGUCUUAUGUUGACUUAUAACACUAUAUUCAAGAAGAUUGUUUCUAUAUUGAAUAUUAAUUUGGCACUUAUUCUAUUGUCUCUACAAAGAGCUCAAAUGAAGCAGGCUUUAUUAUAUCAAGAGAUCUUAAUUUCAGUUGAUCAGAUUAAAGAGUUGGAUGCUAAUUAUAAUAACAUAAUUGAACGAUUAAAUGAUGUACCUCAAAUUCAUUUAGCUGAACUUAUGAUUGAUAUACCUUACAAUACAAUUAAAGAACUUUGGGAGGUUUUAUAUAUAGGUUUUGCUUUAAAGCCAAAUUAUGUUGUUAUACUCAAUGACUCAAUAUUACUUUCUAUUAGAAGUUAUAUUAAUAAGAAGGUUCAAUUUGGUACUAUAAUGUCUAUGACUAAAACUAGCAUUCAAAUUGCAGUAUCCAAAAGUGUUACUAAAGAACUAACUGGACUUUUAGUGCAAUUUAUUAUGAAAUAUUGUCAUGAUAUAGGACUAGGCAUAAAAGAUACUUCAUCAUUACCAAACAUUAUAUUACAAGAGUUUUUUACUACUGAAGUUAUGAAAUCUACAUCCAAUCAUGUAUCAGAAUCUUCUACUGUUACUCAAGUAAUACAACAAUCAUUGAGUAAUUUUACUGAAGUGUCUAAUCCAGAAUAUUAUAGACCAAAAAGAUGGCCUUUUAAAUGA
Molecule: messenger RNA, 876 nt
Organism: Cetraspora pellucida
Lineage: Eukaryota; Fungi; Glomeromycota; Glomeromycetes; Diversisporales; Gigasporaceae
Source: the annotation of a GenBank genome assembly